GCUGAAUGGAGGCAUGUUGUGAAUACACCGAAUACACGGUGCUCGGCCACGCUCCUUGGAUCUUCGCUGCUAGAAAGGCUGGAACCUCGAUUUACAUCAGCAAAGCAAAGAAAAGAAAACGUGCAGUUGGAACACUUGUAAAAGUUAGUGUGAAAAGUAAGUGGGUGGUGAAUUUGUUAAAGGACAAUAUAGAGAGUAAGGGUAAAAGAUAAGUACGAAGGUAGUAAAUGCAGUGGCUGAAGAAGCGAUGGACCCAUCGUUGUUUGUCGCAUACACUCCUCAAACAAACGGAGUUCCAUCGGAGUCCAAGCUUGCUACCUACAUGAAUCACCAAAGUCCUGGCAUAAGCUUGAGUACAAACUCAAUGACCAAGCAUUUGUCCAACCUUUCUCUGGACUCACAAAAGAAAGUAACUGCCAGUCCCGAAUUUGUGCCAGGAAGAGGCCUUACAGGCAGCAAUAGUAGUUCACCGAAUCUCUUUAACAACUCCUACACUCAUUCGCAAGAAAAUGUAGGUGGCACAACAUACUUCUAUUUUGGAAAUACAAGCAGCGACGCUGUCGGAUCUGAGGAUGGCACUGAAGCCAUCGGACCCGUGGCAACGGGACAGAUUGGUUACAUCUAUCCGGGCACACCUUCGCAUCUACAACCUGUGAAAACGGCAAAACCACCCUCCUCUAAUAAUUCCUCCGCUCCUUCUACACCUCCUCCUCAGGCUGCUCCUAGCUUUUUUGUCAGUGAAAGCUUGCGACUAGAUAUCCUGCAAAAGAACGCAUUGACAUUGGCACAGCCCGAUAUAGUACGAUUUCCUGACUUACCUAACGAGGUUGACAAUUAUCACGAACUAUGUCCUUUGGAGCCAAUUCAUAAACCCGCUUCGACAGUUCUUGGGUAUCAAACUUCCACAUACAAGGCCACCAGUAUCAAGACUGGUACGCGAUACUGUUUACGUCGUAUUCACGAUUUUCGACUUGCCAACACCAAGUGUAUGGUGCUGGUUGACAUGUGGAAGCGAUUGUCACAUACAAAUCUAGUUCAGCUGAGAGAAGUUUUUACCACCAAGGCAUUCGGUGAUCAUUCCAUGGUUUUUGUAUACGAUUAUCACCCUGCCUCGGAGACAUUACUGAAUAAACAUUUCGCUUCAACUGAGCUUAACGGUUACACCGAUCCGUUCUCAUCGGAUCCCAAUGCACCACGGCCUUAUAGUCAUACCAAGAACACUAUUCUAAGACAACAACAUAGUAGCAUGCUACCGGAAAGUGUUAUUUGGAGCUACAUUAUUCAACUCACUGCCGCAUUUCGUGUUAUUCAUGCCGCUGGUUUGGCAUACAGAUGCUUAGAUCCCACCAAGGUAUUACUUACAUCACGGACACGACUUCGUUUGAGUUGUGUCGCCAUUCCAGAUGUAGUUACUCUAGAUGGGAACACUGCAAAUCCACUUACCCUCAUCCCACAUUAUCAGCAAGAAGAUUUAGUUGCACUUGGCAAGCUGGUCUUGGCACUGGCAUGUCGAAGUCUUAUCGCCGUCCACCGCGACAAUAUGUCAGCCUCCAUCGAGCUGAUUACACGUUCCUACUCCACCGACCUCCGAAAUCUUAUUCUGUACUUGCUGUCGAAUCAACCCCGUAAGAGUGUCACGGAUCUCAUGCCAAUGAUUGGCGCAAGAUUUUAUACACAGUUGGAUGCCAGCCAAUUACGAUUGGAUGUUCUGGAGAAUGAACUUGCCAAGGAACUAGAAAACGGUCGGUUAUUUAAAUUGUUGGUCAAAUUAGCAACCAUCAACGAAAGGCCGGAGCUUAAUAUGGAACCUACGUGGGCCGAGACGGGCGAUCGUUAUAUGCUCAAAUUGUUUAGGGACUAUGUAUUUCAUCAAGUUACAGCUGAUGGAAGACCCUGGUUGGAUCUUGCGCAUGUUGUAUCCUGUUUGAAUAAACUCGAUUCGGGUUCGCAGGACAAGAUAUGUCUCAUGUCUCGAGAUGAGCAAAGUGUUCUAGUAGUAAGUUACGCGGAACUACGACAAUGUCUGGAAACGUCAUUUGGUGAACUGGUACAAUCUACAAAAGAUGCUGUUUAAGGAUGUGUCCACGAUAGCGCAUACUCCGAACCAUAAAUGUGAUAUCAUCACUUAGCGGUACUAUCAUUUUACUCUUUGUCGCAAUGCUGGAGAGUGAGAAUUGUCGAAUUGUGUUUGAUGGUGAUAUAAGAAAUAACGCGCAACUCAGUUUUGUAUACAUAAUUUUGAUCGUCGAAUUAAUUAGGUACGAACGCAUUAUAAAUGCGUUGCAUUUAGAAUGUAAGAUGUUAAAU
Molecule: messenger RNA, 2307 nt
Organism: Cyphomyrmex costatus
Lineage: Eukaryota; Metazoa; Arthropoda; Insecta; Hymenoptera; Formicidae
Gene: PAN3
Product: Poly(A) specific ribonuclease subunit PAN3
Exons: 9
Coding region: 248-2074 (608 amino acids)
Biological process (GO): mRNA processing; nuclear-transcribed mRNA poly(A) tail shortening; protein phosphorylation
Cellular component (GO): P-body; PAN complex
Molecular function (GO): poly(A) binding; protein kinase activity; ATP binding
Source: RefSeq, a predicted model, not a curated record